Ricinus communis (castor bean) is the source of this 5700-nucleotide messenger RNA. Its product is annotated as pentatricopeptide repeat-containing protein At5g56310. The transcript has 2 exons. Gene Ontology annotation, biological process: RNA modification. Gene Ontology annotation, molecular function: protein binding; RNA binding. Bases 219 to 1889 code for a protein of 556 amino acids. Lineage: Eukaryota; Viridiplantae; Streptophyta; Magnoliopsida; Malpighiales; Euphorbiaceae. The record is from RefSeq and is a predicted model, not a curated record.
AGUUGCGUUUUUUACGCUCUGCUCUCUCACAUAGCUUAGCUCAUCCUAAUGCCAAUGCUUUAAUGUUGUCUAGUUUGCAUUAAAGUUUUUAACAUUCUUCUUUUGUUUGUUUGUUUGUUUCCUCUUUUUCUUUUUCUGUACUUUCUAAUGUCUGCAGUAUCCCUUCCAACCACUUCUCUCUCUUUUUUCGGUUCAAAAACAAGAAGCAAUUUGAUAAUAUGUAUGGUAUAGGUAAAAAAAGUAAAAAAGUAAAAAAGAAACGAGGGUGCAAAAUGCUUCAGUGGUCGUCUUCUUCUGGUGCAGUAAAGCAAGUCAUAUGGUUGCUGAACCACUGCUCUAAUCUGAAACACUUGCACCAAACGCAUGCCUUUAUGUUAUGUAGAGCACUCGAUCACGACAACCUCUUACUUUCCCUAUUCAUCCAGUCUUCUUCUUCUCUCGGCUUUUCUCUUUACGCCUAUUCUCUCUUUACCUCCCUAACUCACCCUCCUAACAUCUUUCUCUACAACACCAUCAUCAGAGCCCUCUCUCUCUCCCCCCAACCUUCACUUUCCAUCUUUCUUUUCAACCGCAUUCAGUCUGCCCGCUUGCGUCCCGAUUCCUACUCCUUCCCCUUUGCCCUGAAGGCCGUCAUUCGGUUGUCCGCUACCAAAACUGGUUUGCAAUUUCAUUCCCAAGCUAUUCGCUUUGGCUUACAUUCUCACCUUCACGUCCUCGUUUCCCUCAUUCGCAUGUACUCCUCUUCUCACAUUUCCGAUGCUCGCAAGCUGUUCGAUGGGAUUCCCCUCACAGCUAGAAAUGUCGCUCUUUGGAAUGCUAUGCUUACUUCUUAUGCCAAGAUCUGCGACAUGCCAAAUGCUCAACAUUUGUUUGAUUCUAUGCCCCAGAGGAAUCUCAUUUCUUGGACUGCUCUCAUUUCUGGCUAUGCUCACAUCAAUCGCCCCCACCAAGCAAUUGCCAUCUUCCGAACAAUGCAGCUUCAAAAUGUGGUGCCUGAUGAAAUCACCCUGCUGGCUGUACUUUCUGCUUGUGCCCAAUUGGGUGCUUUAGAGUUGGGGGAAUGGAUACGUAACUACAUUGACAUCCAUGGUUUACAUAGAAAUGUUCCUCUUCAUAAUGCCCUCAUAGACAUGUACGCAAAGUCCGGCAAUAUCAAAAGGGCAUUGCUUAUAUUUGAGAGUAUGAAGCAUAAAACUAUCGUAACAUGGACAACCAUGAUUGCUGGACUCGCCCUCCAUGGACUCGGAACACAAGCUCUUGAAAUGUUCUCUCGCAUGGAAAGGGACAGAGUUAAGCCAAAUGAAAUUACUUUUAUUGCUGUCCUUUCUGCUUGCAGCCAUGUUGGAUUGGUUCAAUUGGCACGAUCAUUUUUUACCAACAUGAGAUCAAGGUAUACGAUUCAACCCAAGAUUGAGCAUUAUGGCUGCAUGAUAGAUUUACUUGGGCGUGCUGGCUACCUUCAGGAGGCCCAACAACUGCUUCAACAAAUGCCAUUUGAGCCUAAUGCAGCUAUAUGGGGGUCUCUUCUUGCUGCUUCUUAUACUCAUGGUGAUGCUAUGCUUGGGGAGCGUACACUGAAGCAUCUGAUAGAGUUGGAACCAAAUAACAGUGGAAAUUAUGCACUUUUAUCUAAUAUAUAUGCUUCUCUAGGUAGAUGGAAGGCAUCUAGGAUAGUGAGGAAGAUGAUGAGGGAUAGAGGUGUUAAGAAGAUACCAGGAGGAAGUUUCAUUGAAGUAAAUAAUAGAGUUAAUGAGUUUAUUGCUGGAGAGACAUCACAUCCUCAAUUUGAUGAGAUCUAUGAAGUUAUAUACAAGAUAAAUGAGCAGUCGAGACUUUCUGAAAGUUUGGAAAAAGAAUGCUUUGAGCUGCUUGAAUUUGGUGAGGAAUAGAUGUACAUCUGCUUCUGACUGUACAGGACCUCUUUCAAACCUAAUUCUGCUAGCAUUAGGUAACUCAAUAUAGUAACCACUUGAGAAUUGGGAUGCUGCCAUUCAUGCCCAUUUUACAGCUGACCAAUUAAUUAAAGCUUUCGAUUAUAUUUUCUUCCUUCUGGACUUGAUUAAGCUUACUGACCUCGCUAAAUGGCUUAGGUUCUGGUUCACUUUGGAGGUAGUUGGGAAUUGUUUCACCUCGUAGCAUCUACCAUUUGACUUACUUGGUACUCUUGUUCCAGUUAAAGCAUUUUAAUAGCAUCAAAUUAUGUAUUCUAUCUUAUUAACAAGAGGUAAGCUUUUAUAAAAUCUGAAUCCUUUCUAUGCUGCUUGUCAAUUUUCUUUUACACACCUGCAUGGCUUAUUCUUUUUAUUCUUGUAAUAUAAUUAGUUUGUUGCACAGAAUGAGAUGUCUGGUAUAGCAUACAGAAUCAACAACUUUGAUCAAAAUGUAAAUCAAAAAAUGAAUAUUCAUUUUUGUUUUGUUCGAUCUAGCAAAUGCCAUGAAACAGUUCAUGUUAUCCAUUUGUUGAUAUAAGGAGCUAACACAAAAUGAUAGCUCAUACUUUGCAUGAUUUCUGUCGGCCAAUGGAAUAAUAAUUGAAGCGUUUCUAGAAAGCCAAUUGUUAUAGGGGUUCGGUUACAUUUUAUCUGUUGGUUACUCUUCACGGAUGCUUGUGCAAAUUAGAGUUAGUGAAAUACUAGGUAAAAUGGGUUGUGGGGAAACUGAUAAAGAUAGGUGAAACUCAGAAGUAUUUAGUUAUGAAUAAUCAAAAAACUCAAUUAGUUAACAAUUCAUUUUAUAGGAGUAUGAUAUCUUAUAGCUCAGAAUUUUGCAAGUGAGGAUGUAUGCAUAUCUCUGUCUGUUUCAAAUCAUCUGUUACUGAAAUUAUACAUCUUUAGUGUUUGAGGCACCUGCAGUUCUAGUUCACAUUGUUCUUCUGCUAUUAUUCAAGUCAUUUAUUAGAAUAUUCAGCAGAACGAAUUUAAUUGUAUACUAUUUGAAACAGCAUAAGGAUUCUGUUGGCAUGAUAGCUCCAGAAUAUCUUCUUAAGUCUACAGGUAUGGUAAAACCAAAGAGCCUAUUAGAUAAGUAUAACUAAACAUUUAGAUUUAUCUGUACAUAAAUCAAUAAAUUAAGUCUACCUGAUGCACAUCUAAAAUUUUGGCAUCCUCUUGUUUGUUCAGAGAUAUUUUCCAGCUAAGGAAGCUGGAGCAAAACUUCGAGAAGUUAUUUCCUGCUGUAGAAGUAGGCAUGGAGUUUCAUUUAAUCAUUUAACUGAAGGCACGAAAACCAUUUAUACCUGCUUUAUUGCCCAAAUAUUAAGCACAAUGCAUUGCUUCAUCAGGAUCAAACUUGCUCUCUAGCAUAUAGAAAAUAAGGCUUGAAUAGUGAGCAUUUGUAAGGUUCCAUUGACAUCCAACCCCCACUUCAAUCUCCACACCUUCCCCUCACAGAAAGAAAAAGAAAUGGAUGUCUCCCUUUUUCAUCCAAUGGUGUUGCUUCAAAGCAUUAAACUGUAGAAGAACUCAUGCUCAUAUCCCAGGCUGUAAAACCCCAAUCCUAGAAGAGCACUAACGCAUAGAGUCUCGAUUUUCUGUUUAAGAACAUGACAUAUUCCUGGAAAAAAAUACAUUUACAGUAAUAAAAUUGAAUUAUACUCUUACUACAGUUGGAUAAUCAUAAGAUGCAAGUAAUUUCUUAUACGUCCUAAUGAGUAUGCAAGUGUAGAAUGAGUUUUUUUUUCUUUCAUUUUUUUUGUUCCUUUUCUUUCUGGGGUGAGGAAACUGGCUAAAAGCUUAAUGAAAGUAUUAUUUUAGGAAUAUAUAAGAGAAAUAUUUUGUUUUGACUAAAAGCUUUACCUCUAGUCUGCAUUUUUUCUUGAGAUUUAUCAAUUUGCUUCAUUAAAUCUUUCCGGUUUGAAAAGUUCAUAAAUAAUGCUUUCUGCGCUCUCAGUUGGAGUAUGUCAUGCCUUCUUUCUUUUGCCAAACAUUGAAUGGAGACUUCUGAGUCAUUCCUUUCACUAUCUUCAGUAUUCGAUUCCAUGGGUAGUUUCUGACAGCAUAGUUCAAGUUCUGACAUGGACACAGAGUCACCAGAAUCCCCUUUCAUGUAAUGGAUACUGCCGUCUGAAUCAGAUUGCAAAACUUCACAGUUUCCAUGGUUUGUCUUCGACUGAGAACUAUCUGAAAUUUGUUUGUCUUCCACUGUUUCCAUGCUUGACAAUGCAUUUGCUCUAUCAUCUUUAUAUUCACAAAGUCUGUGACAAUUCAAGUCUUCUAGAGAACAAAUGCUCCAUUUAUCAUCCUCUGUCCAUAAAAUAUCAAGAGAUUCUUGUGCUUGUUUCAUUCUCUUCCCUUCAGUUGUCUGAGAUACUGGAAUAGAAUUAGAUUUUGACUCCCCAUUGAAUAAAUCCUUCAACAUUGUCACUGAUGGUUUAUCAACCUCUAGUGUUGAUGUGGCCCUUCCAACUCCUCCAUCAGUAACCAGCUUGUCUUUUUUAUUCUGGCUCACUACCUUUUGCGUUCUGAAAUCGUAUAAAAUAUUUGCUUCUUCAUUAAAAGACUUCUUUGUUUUUCUCUGCUCAUUUCGCCCAUGUUUCUUCUCAGGAGUAGGAACAGCUAAAACCCGCUUCAUCCUAUGAGUAUAACCACUCAUAUUGAUUCCAUUCUUUUGUAGAUCAAGCCAAUUGUCAACCUUCAAAAAUUUGUUAUGAGUAGUCUGUCCUGUCCGUCUAAUUGUAUUUUUCUGAAUGUGACUAAUAUCACCCAUUUGACUAGCUGAACUCCUUGAUGCUUUUUCUUGCUCUCUGAGAUCAGUCAUUUUAACAUCAAUUUCAGAUGUUUCUUGGCUGUAUUCUGUUGCAUUAUCAGCAUUAUUUCUUGUGUCCAGUCCCACCAAACAGCUAGCUCUGGUAACACUAUGAUCUGAUUUGAAAUCUGAGUGAUCCUUCACAGGGAAAGUCACAGACUCAGCACGAUGAGAGGAUGGCCUUCUUCUUUCUGGCACUGGGAUGUUACUAUCUGAGGCUUGGAAAAUUGUCCCUGAUUUCCGUUGGCUGCAAAUGGUUGCCCUCAUAAAUCUUGGUAACUUUGAAAUGGGUGCUACUGCAGUAUCUGCAGCGCUGUUCUUCGUAAGUGGCUCUUCAGCAAUACUAUGUGCCUCAAGUUGCUCUUCAUAAGCUAAGCUUUUUCCUGUUAGUUUUUCUAAUUUCUUCUCUAAUUUUUCAAUUUCUCUUCUAGCAUGCAGUCUCUCAUGUUCAAUCUCUAUCAUCUUUUCCUGCAGAUUUUCCAUUGCUACUUUCUUCUGCUCUCUUACUUCCUGAUUUUUAAAAACCUUAUUGGUAAAGUGAUUACCAAUGGGAUCGGCUAGAAGUUAUGUUGGAGUUUGUUGAGGCAGUUGAUCUGAAACGACAACCUAAUCUGUACAGCCUCAAAGCUUGGUGGAAAUCAUUCACUUGAAUUGACACAAGGUUGUCAAUUUCAAUUCCUCCUUCUGGAUCUGUUUGAACUGAAAGGCUAAAGAAAGAGAUGCUGUAUUAAGGUGCAUAGGACUGUUCUAAUGCAUAUGAAAAGAAAACAAAAAGUUGAAUUUUGUGUGUAUGUGUGUGUUUUUUUUCCUUGUACAACUGCUUUGAGUGGUCAUACUUGCAUUUAGAGUUGCAAAUACUGGUUUUGCAAUAGCAGCCUUCUCUGAAUUGUCAAAUAAGAUGGUUUGUAUCUGCCUUAGUAUGUUAUUAUAAUCAGACCAAAGGGGAAUUUAUAAUCA